GUCAGAGCCAGAGCCCAUCAGCGGGGAGGAGGUAGGCAGCGGUGCCGCAGGUGCGCGCCGGCGGAGGGCAGCGGCUGAGUGGCGGGGGGAACAUGGCGCUGAGUACCAGGGCACCGCGGCGGCUGUUGCUGCGCUUGCCGGCCGGGAGCUGCCUCCUCCUCUUGCUGCUGCUUCUUCUCUGCGGCCAGCUAGGGGGAGGACAGAAAAAGAAGGAGAAUCUUCUGGCUGAGAAGGUGGAACAGCUGAUGGAAUGGAGCUCAAGGCGCUCAGUCAUCCGCAUGAAUGGAGACAAAUUCCGAAGGUUUGUGAAGGCUCCGCCUCGUAACUACUCUGUGGUAGUGAUGUUUACUGCUCUCCAGCCCCAGCGGCAGUGCUCUGUUUGCAGGCAAGCUAAUGAAGAAUAUCAAGUGCUGGCUAAUUCAUGGCGCUAUUCAUCUGCUUUCUCAAACAAACUGUUUUUCACAAUAGUGGAUUAUGAUGAAGGUGCAGAUGUUUUUCAGCAGCUGAAUAUGAACUCUGCUCCGACUUUCAUGCAUUUUCCUCCAAAAGGUAAACCCAAGAGAGCUGACACGUUUGACCUGCAGAGAAUCGGCUUUGCAGCUGAGCAGCUAGCUAAAUGGAUAGCUGACAGAACAGAUGUUCAUAUUAGAGUGUUCAGGCCUCCUAACUAUUCUGGUACAAUUGCACUGGCUCUUCUGGUAUCUCUUGUUGGUGGAUUGUUGUAUCUGCGCAGAAAUAACUUGGAGUUCAUCUACAACAAAACUGGCUGGGCCAUGGCAGCUCUGUGUGUUGUAUUUGCUAUGACAUCUGGUCAGAUGUGGAAUCAUAUCCGUGGACCCCCAUAUGCACAUAAAAAUCCUCAGAAUGGACAAGUGAGUUACAUACAUGGAAGCAGUCAGGCUCAGUUUGUUGCAGAAUCUCAUAUUAUUCUUCUACUGAAUGCUGCUAUCACCAUGGGAAUGGUACUCCUAAAUGAAGCUGCUACCUCCAAAGGGGAUGUUGGGAAAAGGAGAAUAAUAUGUCUGGUGGGCCUAGGUCUAGUGGUCUUUUUCUUCAGCUUCCUGUUGUCGAUAUUUCGCUCUAAAUACCAUGGCUAUCCAUACAGCUUCUUAAUUAAAUGAAUUCAAGAGGGAUUCAUUUAGAACUGCUUACCCUGAAGAUAAGCUAUAACUGAUACUAUCUACCCACCAAUGUUACAUGUAUUCAAGAAUCUUUUGUUGGUUCAUCUGUUUUUGUGAUAAUUUAUAUAGUAUGCUAAGAGAGAAAUGAAUGCAGUUUUAUGCAAUGAAUGCCUAAUUUAUAGAAACAUACAGUAAACGACACAUUGGGAAGUGCUAAAAUGUUAUGACUAUAGUAUGCUCAAGAGUUUAAAUAAAUUUCAUUAUAAUG
Pezoporus flaviventris is the source of this 1389-nucleotide messenger RNA. RefSeq names its product tumor suppressor candidate 3 (gene TUSC3). The record is from RefSeq and is a predicted model, not a curated record. Gene Ontology annotation, cellular component: oligosaccharyltransferase complex. NCBI's taxonomy places the organism in Eukaryota, Metazoa, Chordata, Aves, Psittaciformes, Psittacidae. The coding region runs from base 93 to 1121 and encodes 342 amino acids. The transcript has 10 exons.